Striga asiatica is the source of this 2595-nucleotide messenger RNA. The record is from the annotation of a GenBank genome assembly. NCBI's taxonomy places the organism in Eukaryota, Viridiplantae, Streptophyta, Magnoliopsida, Lamiales, Orobanchaceae.
AUACAAACUACCAUCACUUUAAAACACUUCCUAAUAUCACUCUACCAAAUCUUUUACCUGAAACCAUCUUUAUAUGAUUCAUUGAUUCUUGCCCACAAUUCUCUUUCCUAUUCCUUUUUUCUUCAAAAACCACUGUCAGCCCAUUUCCAAUAUGUUUUGCCUCUUUCCUUUCCAUCCUUCCUAGUGAUUCAAUCCCUUCUUUGCCUUCUUCUGGUUUAAUGCAAAGAAAAAUCUGAAAUUUAAAGGAAUCUCUGAGUGGAAUUUCAUGGAAAUUGAUCUGAACCAUGCAGUGUGUGAGACGGCGGAGAAGAAUGCAUGUACCAGUGGAGGAGAAUGCGAUAAUGUUUCAGCUCAAUCGUCAAUUUACAUGGAGCUAUGGCACGCAUGUGCUGGUCCUUUAACCAGCUUGCCAAAGAAAGGUGAGGCUGUGGUGUAUUUACCUCAAGGUCACUUGGAACAAGUUUGCUCCUCUACACAAAUUUGUCCACUAGAAAGUCCUACUUUUGAUCUUCCUCCCCAAAUCCUGUGUCGGGUUGUGGGUGUUCAUCUACUUGCUAACAACGAAAAUGAUGAGGUGUACACUAAGUUGACUCUACUUCCUCUGUCAGAGGCAGUCGGUACGAAAUCCAAUGGCAAAGAAAACAAAAAUGUGGGAUGGGAAAAUGAUGAUGAAAAUGGAAAUGCUGCAGCUAACUCAAGCACACACAUGUUCUGCAAAACUCUAACUGCAUCUGAUACAAGCAGUCAUGGUGGAUUUUCUGUUCCUCGUAGGGCAGCUGAAGAUUGUUUUCCUCCUCUGGAUUACAAAGAACAAAGGCCUUCCCAAGAACUGGUUGCCAGAGACCUCCAUGGAGUGGAAUGGAAAUUCAGACACAUUUACAGAGGCCAACCCAGGCGGCAUUUGCUCACCACAGGGUGGAGUUUAUUUGUCAGCCAAAAGAAUUUAGUGUCUGGUGAUGCAGUUCUUUUCCUUAGGGGAGGCCAUGCUGAUUUUAUUGUACCUUACCAAAAAUAUUUGAAGUGCACCGCCUCUAAUGCAGUUGUUGGGAUGAGAUUCAUAACAAGAUUUGGCUUGGAUGAUUCUCCUGAAAGAAGGUUAAGUGGAGUGGUGACUGGAGUCACAGAUGCCGAUUCUUUCAGAUGGACAAACUCCAAAUGGAGAUGUCUAAUGGUUAAAUGGGAUGAAGACAUGACGACUAAUCAUCAAGAACGGGUUUCACCAUGGGAAAUAGAUUUCUCAAGUAACUACGCACCUCUAAGCAUCGAGUCCUCCCCUAGAACAAAAAGACUGAGGUCAACUUUACAUGCAUCUCAUGAUGGAAAUAUUCUGCAUUUGGAUUUUGAGCAGCACGAAAGAUCCUCUAAGGUCUUGCAAGGUCAAGAAAAUAUCGGUCUAACAUCAUCUCUCGGUUUUGAAAUACAGACAUCAGCUCAUCUUCCUUUACCAAAUGGAAUGGAAAGGACUAAUGAGUAUAGUGAGUUUGUGAGCAAGCAGGCUCAUGCAACUUUCAAGGGCUUUCUGGAAUCUGAUAGGUUUCCGAAGGUCUUGCAAGGUCAAGAAAUUUGCUCGUUGAGCUCUCUAGCUGGGGAAAAACACUGGAAUCUUGGUCAUUUGUCUAAUAAACCCAUAUUUGCUUUCAAUAGUUUCAACAUGUAUCAUGGGCCGAUGCUCGGCUUCUACCCUUUGGCUUCUGAAGGGGCUCGAACUAUGCCGUUCACUUAUAAGGACUUUUAUGGAGGUCGACAAGGCAUUAAAAUGCAGAAAAAUAGUUUCGAUGUUCUGACAGGAAAUUACGUCACGACACCAACUUCUGUUCUGACCCAGUCCACCUCAGAUGUGUUUGAGGGCAGAAAUCUAGCGAACGAGAAUCCUACAAAUGCGCUAAUGCAUCUCAAGAAUAUGAGUGGUGAAGAUAACUUGGAGAAGGUCCCUAGUUGUAAAUUAUUCGGUUAUUCCUUGGUGGAAGAUCCUGCUCUACUUAAUUCUCAAGCCCAAAGUAAGAGGAUGUGUGUUAAGGUGCACAAACAAGGCAGCUUGGUUGGUAGAGCCAUUGAUCUUUCCAGAUUACACGGUUAUAAUGAGCUGCUAACUCAUCUGGAAAGAUUGUUUAAGAUGGAGGGUCUCCUUCACGACCCUAAACAUGGAUGGCGUGUACUAUACACUGAUAGUGAUGACGAUAUGAUGGUAGUUGGUGAUGAUGCAUGGUGUGAUUUUGUUGAGGUGGCCACAAAGAUCCAUGUAUUGACGCAAGCCGAAGUUGAUAAAAUGAUGGUCGACUUAAAUAGUGAUGACACUCAAAGCUGUCUGGAGGAAGCCCCAACAAUUUAACUGAAUGUGGCCGAUAUCACAAUCUUUACCUGCUACUGUUGAAUAAACUUGUGUGGCUGCCUGUUUGAUGUGUUAGGGCCAUUGUAAGGGUUAUGUUUUUCCUUUUGCUCAAGACAGUGAUUCUGUACUAUUGCCUGCAGUCGGUUUCUUCUAAUUUUGGAUGAUUGUUCUAAUCAGUAGCUUGGUGUAUGUGUUACAACUAUGGGUAUAAUAAUACACGGGAAUCCUACUAACUGAUAUGUAUUUUUCAGUUCUUACAAAUAAUC